UCUAUCUCAUUGGCGUUCCAAUUAUUUUGGGAAGUAGGAAGUUAAAAGAUUUCUAGGUUAUCGUGGAUUAUUGGAUGGUUGUUAUUAUAUUUUGUUUUUGUUCAUAAACGAGUGUUUUCUAAUAACACUUCUGACUUGAGCAAAAGGUACCGUACUUUACGGUGGCAUCUUUGGAUUUUGCGUUUUGCAGCUUCGGGUGCAUCUUACUGCUCAACCAUGUCGUCGGACUAUCGAGGCAAAACAAACUAUUUCGGCGACCGUCCCAUGCCAAUUGCGGGACGCGUUUCCGAUGAGCGAGAGCGUCUUACCAGCAUGACCAUGGAGGAGCGAGAAUGGCGUGCGAAGUGGUGCAAAGAUCAGGAAUUGGCGCCCGAUGAACCAAAAUAUCUCCCCGAAAUGGAUCGCAUAAUGAAUAAUCCCAUUCAGCGCUUCUACAAAACCCCCCUGAAUUGGCUCUUCUACACCAAACUGGAGCCGGUCAUUGGUCCUCACGCUGCUCUGUUCUUCCGUCACGUUAUUCCAAAAGGACUGCUAGCUUGGGUCAUUGGAUGUUGCAUUUUCUAUAACCUGAAAUAUCGCCAGUCGAGCUGGGAACGAGAUAGUGGCUGGAUGUUCAGAUGGGGAAAACCUACCUUGUUGCCGGGUGAUCCUGGAUAUCCUAACCGUGAUCCGGUGAAUUACUCAGACUACUACAGUAAAGGCUUUUAUGAACGGAACGUCUUCUUGGAUAUGGGUGUCCACGGAACAUCUUCGUAUUCAAAAUAAGCUGUCCGCUAGCCCAGUUUGGUUUGAGUUUUAUUGUGUGGUGUUCUUUCACAUAACUUCAUGGCAUAAUGGAACGGUUUAGUCCCUUUUGUGAGGGAAAUUCUUGGCAAUUUUAGCCUUCAAUAUGUAAAUAAUUUCUUGGUGUGGCGGAAAUGCGUGCAGCACUGGCAUGCAGCUUUACUACCCCAGUGGGUCUGAAAACAACCUAAAUUGCGGCUCACUUGCAAGAUAACUGCAUCAUGAAGGGCGAUAUCGUAUUUCGAUGUGUGGUUAUACCGUUAAACCCUUGUAGUUCAGUAUUUCCGUCACUAUUUCGUCUUCUUUAUAAUUGCUGAGACUGAGGCAAUUUCUGGAUGGUUUACUAAAUGCAUGCGGGAUGACUGAACUGCUCUGUAGUCUGUACUUAUGUACAGACUGCAGCACCGGUACAUACAAUACAUGAACAUUGA
This is a messenger RNA of Paramacrobiotus metropolitanus, 1214 nucleotides long. RefSeq lists its product as uncharacterized. The record is from RefSeq and is a predicted model, not a curated record. The transcript is spliced from 4 exons. NCBI's taxonomy places the organism in Eukaryota, Metazoa, Tardigrada, Eutardigrada, Parachela, Macrobiotidae. Bases 217 to 765 code for a protein of 182 amino acids. Gene Ontology annotation, biological process: mitochondrial electron transport, NADH to ubiquinone.